Messenger RNA from Selaginella moellendorffii, 1505 nucleotides. Its product is annotated as calumenin. The transcript is spliced from 6 exons. The record is from RefSeq and is a predicted model, not a curated record. Gene Ontology annotation, cellular component: endoplasmic reticulum. NCBI's taxonomy places the organism in Eukaryota, Viridiplantae, Streptophyta, Lycopodiopsida, Selaginellales, Selaginellaceae. Gene Ontology annotation, molecular function: calcium ion binding. The coding region runs from base 106 to 1143 and encodes 345 amino acids.
AUAGAGAGACGCUGUUGACCAUUUCCUUGCUAGCCAGGCCUAGAUCGCUGGGCUUGCCCUAAUGAAACACAUCGGAACUCUCGAGGUCGAGGUAGGUCUCCGAAGAUGGUGCGUGCGAGCAUCGUCUACACCUUGUUGGUGCUGGGUUUCCUGUCCUUGUUCAUCUUCUCCAAGAAAGAUCCCCGCAGGCACGGCCUAGGUCGCCGGCUCAUCGUUCGCAGCACACUGGCCUCCAAGGCCAAUGCCAGUCACCACGAGAGCGUGGCGUUCGAUCCGGUGGUUGCGCGGCUCGAGUGGCUGAGGGAGAACAGGGAUUGGGAACGGGACCACUUCCAGGAGCUGUACAAGUCGUGGAAUGAGACGGGGGCGACGCACGAUGGUCAGCAUCAUGCCCAGGGUCACGAAGAGCAGCCCAGCCACUGGGAUGGCCAUGAGGGUGACGAAGACGACUACCUCAACGACGAGCACCAGUUUAACAUCUCACACCGGCUGGAGCUCCUUUUCCCUCUCUUGGACACGGAUCCCAGGGACAACGUGGUGAGCCUGGGCGAGCUGCAGGACUGGCACGUCCAGCAGGCUCGCAAGCUGAGCAAGCAGCGCACCGACAGGGAGUUUGAGAUGCGCGACAGGAACAAGGACGGCCUCGUAUCUCUGCUCGACUAUCUCCCUCACCUGUCCGCCGAGGCCCUCGUGAACGCUAGCACCGAUCAUGGCGAGCCAGGCUGGUGGAAGGAACACUUCGACAUGGCUGACGCCAACGGCGACGGCUUCCUCAACCACACGGAGUUUAACGACUUCUUGCACCCAGAAGACAGCCGUAAUCCCAAGCUGCACCACUGGUUGCGCCGCGAGCAGAUACGGGAGAGUGACCACGACAAGGAUGGGAAGCUGAGCCUGGAUGAGUUUGAUCAUGUGUACGACGUCCUCAGGUAUUACGGGGAGGACCUCAGCCAUCUACACCAGGGACACGAUGUUACUGACAGACGCGACAAGUUUAAGGAGCUGGACAGGAACAUGGACGGGUUCCUCACGGAAGACGAGCUGGAGCCAAUAAUGGGGAAGCUUCAUCCAGGAGAAAGCUUUUACGCCCGGCAGCAAGCUGAGUACUUGGUACAGCAGACGAGAACAAGGACGGGGUGCUGACUUUGCAUGAGAUGCUAGAACAUCCUUACGUCUUCUACAGCACAGCCUUCACGCCACAGGAUUCCCAUGAAGAGUAUCAAGACCAUGACGAGUUCCGCUAACAGGCUAGCAUAGGAUGGUUAUGCAAGAAAAACUAAUUACAGUCGACUAAAAAAUGGUGAUGGAGGCGAUGCUUGCUUGAUUCUCCUGGCCAGACCGAUGCUCAAAAGGCAAAGUUUUUAAUGGCAUCCAGAAAAUCUUCCAAGAAGCACUUCAUCCAGGAUUUUAACUUCCAUGACCACCAUCCUGCUGGUGUGCUUUUUCCUAGAUGCAGCAAAGAUGUUUCUUUCUCAAGGAGGGAAAGGGCGACUUGGAUGGAAGCA